Molecule: messenger RNA, 1152 nt
Organism: Eutrema salsugineum
Lineage: Eukaryota; Viridiplantae; Streptophyta; Magnoliopsida; Brassicales; Brassicaceae
Product: monoacylglycerol lipase ABHD6
Exons: 4
Coding region: 141-1082 (313 amino acids)
Molecular function (GO): catalytic activity
Source: RefSeq, a predicted model, not a curated record
AUUAACAAAAAGUCAGCCUGCAUCAUAAAUAUAUGUAAUUUUUAAUCAAUAAAAUUUAAUAUUAAUCAUCCCUUUCUCUCUAUAAUUGUUAUUUUUUUUCGCUCUUGGAGGAUCAAACGUGUUUGCAAAAGCUAUAAGAAAUGGCUCCGUCGUCAUUUCUAAGCGUCGCAAACUUCGUUGAGGCAAUACUUCGCCGGAGAUUCUCCUCCGCUGGUCUCUCUCUGCAAACACAAUCCAUAGACUCCGAAACCACCAUACAGUUUUGGAGCCCACCACCGUCUCCGUCGCCGGAAAAUAAAGAGAAACCGUCGCUCCUCCUCCUCCACGGGUUUGGCCCUUCCGCUUUAUGGCAGUGGAGCUAUCAGGUAAAGCAACUCUCUCUCUCCUUCCGUCUCUACAUUCCCGACCUCGUCUUCUUCGGCGGCUCCACCACGUCUUCUUCUUCCACGGAGGAGAAUCGGUCGGAGAUGUUUCAGGCUUCGAGCAUGGGGAAGCUGAUGGAGAAGCUCGGCGUCGAGAGGUUUAGUGUUGUCGGGACGAGCUACGGUGGGUUUGUGGCGUAUAACAUGGCGAAAAUGUUGCCGGAGAAAGUGGAGAAAGUGGUUCUUGCUAGCUCCGGCGUUAAUAUGCGGCGGAGUGACAACGAAGCGUUCAUCGCCAGAGCCAAGUGCCGUAGUGUCGCGGAGGUGAUGCUUCCUUCCUCGGGAACGGAUCUCCGGAGAUUCUCUGGGGUGAUUUCUUCUAUGAGACUCGAUUAUGUGCCAAAUUUUGUCUUGAACGACUUUUGCCAGAAAAUGUAUUCGGAGAAGAGAGAGGAAAAAGCAGAACUUCUGGAGGGGCUAAGUAUUGGGAGGGACGAAAAAUCAAACGUUUCUCCAGUUCAACAGGAUGUAAUGCUGAUAUGGGGGGAGCAAGAUCAGGUUUUUCCUUUGAAAAUGGCCUAUGACCUUAAAGAGAUGUUGGGGAAGAAGGCGACGCUGAAAGUGAUACAAAAGACAUCACAUAUUCCCCACACGGAAAAGCCCAAAAUAUUCAAUGGCAUUGUCAUGUCUUUCUUGUUAUCUUCCUCUCCUUCACUAUAAUUGUAACAUCCAUAUUAAACUAAGAGUUACGAAAAUUUUCUGAUUUCAUCAAUGUUAUAAGUGUUCAUGA